UUUGUAGAAGUGAUCGUGAUCACCACCAAAGAGGUCCAGAAGAUGAUGAGCACAGACCCUAAAAUGAAGUUGGACAUCAAGAUGAAACUGGACGUGGUUUGUAUCCAGGAAGAUGGAGACAUGGGCACCGCAGACGCUCUCAGACACAUCCAGCAGAAGAUCAAGACAGACAUCCUGGUGGUGAGUUGUGACCUGAUAACCGACGUGGCACUUCACGAGGUGGUUGAUCUUUUCAGAGCCCACAACGCAACAAUGGCCAUGCUAAUGAGCAAAGCCCAUGAAUUCACGGAGACGGUCCCUGGCCAGAAGGGCAAGAAAAAGACGGCUGAGCAGAGAGACUUUGUGGGAGUGGAUCACUCGGGAAAGAGGCUGCUGUUCAUGGCCAAUGAGGCAGACCUGGAGGACGGACUAUCAGUUAGAAGGUCUAUCAUGAAGAAACAUCCCAGGAUGCACAUCAAAACAGGCCUCGUGGACGCUCACCUCUACUGUCUGAAAAAAGCAGUGGUGGACUUUCUCGCUGAAAAUAAGUCCAUCUCAUCAAUCCGUGGUGAGUUGGUACCGUAUUUGGUGCGAAAGCAGUUUUCCAAAACAACCAACAGUCAAAAAAUCAAAGACGACGUAGAUGAUCAGAAUCAGAGAAAGACUGAUGGCUCUACAAACCACGAGCUCCUCAUCUCAUCACGAGACGAGCCUCUCCUGCAGCUCGCCCAGGAGCGCUCCUGUUGGAACGACCACCGUGGUGACAUGAGCGAGGCUUACCAUGGAGGAAGGCUCCGCUGCUAUGUUCACAUUAUGGACCAGGGCCUUUGCUACCGCGUCAACACUUUAGCUGCUUACAUAGAAGCAAACCGACUGGCUCCAAAGCUGUUUGAGGAGCCAGCAGUCCACCCAUCUGCUGUCAUUUCUGAGAGAUGUCAAAUGGGAUCAGACAGUAUCAUCGGAGCGCUGUGCCAGGUAGCAGAUAAGACUUCAAUAAAGAGGUCCACCAUCGGAAACUCCACAGCUGUAAAAGAGAAGGUCAAAGUCACCAACUCCAUCAUUAUGCACGGGGUUACCAUCGAGGAGGGGUGUAACAUCCAGGGCAGUGUGAUCUGCAGUAAUGCCGUCAUCGGCAGAGGAUCAGACCUCAAAUACUGUCUGGUGGGAAACGGACAACGCAUUGAACCAGAGGCUGAGAGGACUAACGAGGUCAUUGUUGGAACAGACCAGCUGAUGGAGAUCUAGCUCCCACAGGGGAAGGAGUGGAAUUGCCUCAUUAACCAAUGAGAUAGCAAAAUACGGAGGACAUCUAAUUCAUCGGCUGACCGACCUAUCAAAAGCCUGCCAUGCUGCUUGACAGUUCUACAGCUUCUAAUAGGCUUUUUUGUACAUUGUGUCCAAAUAAAGACAAGUGAUUACACCCAUGAA
Micropterus dolomieu (smallmouth bass) is the source of this 1407-nucleotide messenger RNA. It is a transcript of the gene eif2b3, whose product is annotated as eukaryotic translation initiation factor 2B, subunit 3 gamma. Gene Ontology annotation, cellular component: eukaryotic translation initiation factor 2B complex; guanyl-nucleotide exchange factor complex. The transcript is spliced from 10 exons. The record is from RefSeq and is a predicted model, not a curated record. Gene Ontology annotation, molecular function: translation initiation factor activity; guanyl-nucleotide exchange factor activity. The annotation marks the transcript as partial. Gene Ontology annotation, biological process: biosynthetic process; cytoplasmic translational initiation. NCBI's taxonomy places the organism in Eukaryota, Metazoa, Chordata, Actinopteri, Centrarchiformes, Centrarchidae.